CCUCUUUUCUGCAUUGUAAUGUUAACCCUGCAGAAACAAUUAUAAAAUCUACAUGGAGAAAUUAAUUUGGUUGAAUGACGGAUCACUUACUUAGUGGCAUUCCAACCACGUUGUUAUGUAAUACAAACCAUGAACCAGUCCACGUGGAUUGAGUGGAAGACUCUGAAUAUGAGCAGUAGCAUUGUGAAUGUAUCUGAGCAUCACUCCUGUCCAUUUGGAUUUGGACACUACAAUGCCAUUGACAUCUGCAUCCUUGAGACUAUUAUUAUUGUCUUACUAACAUUUUUAAUUAUUGCUGGUAACUUAACAGUAAUUUUUGUUUUUCACUGUGCUCCACUGUUGCAUCAUUACACCACCAGCUACUUCAUUCAGACUAUGGCAUAUGCUGACCUUUUUGUUGGAGUUAGCUGCUUGGUUCCUACCUUAUCAUUGCUUCACUACUCUACGGGUAUCCAUGAAUCCUUGACUUGUCAAGUUUUUGGAUAUGUUAUCUCUGUACUGAAAAGUGUUUCUAUGGCUUGCCUUGCUUUCAUUAGUGUGGAUCGCUAUCUUGCUAUCACAAAACCACUCUCCUACAACCAGUUGGUCACACCUUGCCGAUUGAGAAUUUGCAUCAUUUUGAUUUGGCUUUACUCCUGCCUUAUCUUCUUGCCUUCCUUUUUUGGUUGGGGAAAGCCCGGUUAUCAUGGUGACAUUUUUGAAUGGUGUGCAACUUCUUGGCUCACCAAUGUUUAUUUUACUGGCUUUAUUGUGUGCUUAUUGUAUGCUCCAGCUGCCUUCAUAAUCUGUUUUACGUACUUUCACAUAUUCAAAAUCUGCCGGCAGCACACCAAAGAGAUAAAUGACAGGAGAACUCGUUUUCCUAGUCAUGAAGUGGAUACUGCUGCUGAAACUGGGCAUGGUCCAGAUCGCCGCUAUGCUAUGGUUUUAUUUCGUAUAACCAGUGUGUUUUAUGUGCUCUGGCUCCCCUACAUCAUAUACUUUAUGCUAGAGAGUUCUAGGGUGCUGGAAAAUCCAGCACUCUCUUUCUUAACAACAUGGCUUGCUAUAAGCAAUAGUUUUUGUAACUGUGUGAUAUAUAGCCUCUCAAAUAGUGUUUUCAGGCUGGGACUUUGGAGAUUGUCCGAGACUAUAUGUUCAUCUUGUAUACGUAAAAAAGACAGUAUUGUUCAAGAACCAGUUCCUAGAAAACGGGCUAAUUCCUGCUCCAUCUAAGGAGAGCUAAGACGGUCAAUCAAAUGCAAUCUAACAUAGUGGGCUAGUUUGUAUUUCAUACUUUGGAAUAUUGCAGAAUAAAAUGAAACAAAUAUUCACUGUAAAAUUUAUUGGUUGAAAGGUGACGUGAAUGAAAACAUGUUGCUUUAAGUAUGGGUUCUGG
Molecule: messenger RNA, 1378 nt
Organism: Elgaria multicarinata webbii
Lineage: Eukaryota; Metazoa; Chordata; Lepidosauria; Squamata; Anguidae
Gene: GPR52
Product: G protein-coupled receptor 52
Exons: 1
Coding region: 130-1215 (361 amino acids)
Biological process (GO): G protein-coupled receptor signaling pathway; phototransduction; cellular response to light stimulus
Cellular component (GO): plasma membrane
Molecular function (GO): G protein-coupled photoreceptor activity
Source: RefSeq, a predicted model, not a curated record